This is a messenger RNA of Chiloscyllium plagiosum (whitespotted bambooshark), 4977 nucleotides long. It is a transcript of the gene armc9, whose product is annotated as armadillo repeat containing 9. Lineage: Eukaryota; Metazoa; Chordata; Chondrichthyes; Orectolobiformes; Hemiscylliidae. The record is from RefSeq and is a predicted model, not a curated record. Gene Ontology annotation, cellular component: ciliary tip; centriole; ciliary basal body. Gene Ontology annotation, biological process: cilium assembly. Gene Ontology annotation, molecular function: protein binding.
CGGUGAGGUUGCCAAGGAGUUAGUUCUGGUUGCAGGCUGGCAGUCCACCGUUGUCGGCGGAUAUAUCUGUAAAGUGGCGGAUCGGAGCGGUGUGCUCGAGAUUGUUUAACUACAAGACAACAGUACAUUCCAUGAAACAUGGGGGACAAUUUAGCACAUGAAGCUGAGCUAAAUGGUUUGAUAAAAGAGUAUUUGAAGUUUGCUGCUUUUGAGGAAACUGUGAACGUGUUUGUUAAGGAAUGCAAAAACAAGGGAAAGGCAAUCCUGAAACCACCAAUAAGUGCUGGCCAAGGCGUUAAGACUUCGCAAAUUCAGGAAGAUCUGCUUAAAGCAUUUGAUGAUGGAAACGGAAAGGUAUUUUUCAAGCUGUGGGAACAGCACAUUUUGCCUCAAACUGGAGUUGAUGAGCAGCUGCCUCAGAAAUUGGAGUUUUACCUUCAAGUUCAUUUUGCUAUCUUUCCUCUGAAGAAUUCUAGAAAGUGUGACAAAGAUGAUAUGGAUGAAAGAACAUCUCAUUUCAAAAGCUAUCUGGAAACCAGAGGUGCUGCGUUAAGUCAGACAACAGAGUUUUUGCCCUUUUAUGCACUUCCGUUUGUCCCCAAUCCCACUGUACAUCCCUCCUUUAAGGAACUUUUUCAGGAUUCGUGGUCUCCGGAAUUGAAAAUGAGACUUCAAAGAUUUCUGUCUGCAACUUUGAAAGUAACCAAUGUUCCAAAGCUGCUGUUUUUAUUUAAAGAAAACGGACAGAGUUCGAAAGAAUCGUUGCAACAACUUCAGCAACAGUUACUGGAAACUGAGAGAAAAGCAGCAACAUACAUGAAGAAGUACAGAAAGAUGCAAGAGGAUUACCACAGCUUGAUUGGAGUCACUGCAGAGCUUGUAGAUUCUUUGGAAGCUACAGUAAAUGGGAAAAUGAUUACACCUGAAUAUCUUCAGAGUGUCUGUGUACGGCUGUUUAGCAACCAAAUGAGGCAAAGCUUGGCCCAAAGCAUUGACUUCACAAGACCAGGAACUGGCCCUUGUAACAGUGAUGGAUCUGCAUCAUCUAUGUUGAGGGCAUCCAUUGUUCCUACAAUGAAAUCAAAAGAUGUACCUUUAUUGCCGUCUCUUGAUUAUGAAAAGCUGAAGAAUGAUUUAGUCCAUGGAAAUGAUCGACUAAAAGCACUUCUUUUGCAAGCACUGCGUUGGCGGCUGACACAGUCUCAUCCUGGAGAGCAAAGGGAUACAGUCCUUCAGGCUUACAUUAGUAAUGAUCUGCUGGAAUGUCAUAUUAAGAGUCAGAAGAGCUUAAUUAAUUUGUUAAAUUCAAAGAGUGAGAUUGUCCGACAGUAUACAGCACGACUAAUAAAUGGCUUUGCAUCGCUGUCACAUGGUCGAGCUUACUUAGCACAGAGCACAGUGUUAUUGAAGAUACUUGAAGAAGCACUGGAGACAGAGGAGGAAGAUUCCAUAACUAGAGAAAAUGUGUUAGGAGCCCUACAGAAACUUAGUCUCAGACGAGCACUGCAGUCAGCUAUGGUCAAAGAUAACAUUAUUUUCUGGUUGCUGAGCAUACUGGAGGACUCUGAUUCAUUGUCGGAUUACACUUUGGAAUACUCCGUUGCAUUAUUUAUGAACCUGUGCCUUCGGACCCAAGGUAAACGGAAAUGUGUAGAAGAUACAAGACGAGUGUUAAAAGUAUUGUCUGAUCUUUUGGGUCAUGAAAAUCAUGAGAUAAGGCCAUAUGUUAAUGGAGCUUUGUACAGCAUUCUUGCCAUCCCUUCAAUACGCGAGGAGGCAAAAGCUAUGGGCAUGGAAGAAAUUCUGCGGUGUUUUAUUAAAGAAGGGAAUACUGAGAUGAACAGACAGCUUGAGUUUAUUAUAAAACAACUCAAUUCAGAGGAGGUGCUUGAAGAAUCAGAUUCUGAUGAUGAAGAGGAAGAAGAUGAUGAUGAUGAAGAUGACCAGGAUGCACUGGAAGCUGACCUGGACAAGGCUGAAAUAUUAAAACCCCAGCCUGGAGAGUUAUCAGGAGAAAAACUACUGACAGCUGAGUAUCUAGGGGUGGGUGUUCAUUAUCAGACAUCAGGAAGCACUAUAAUGACAAACACAAUGAAGGCCAAGAGAAAGCCUAUGUCACUUUUGAAUGAAAGCGUUGAUGAACCUCUCCGACGACCAGUUACGCCUAGCAUGCACAGAGUGGGUUACACAUUGUUGGGAACUGUACCAAAUAAACAUGAAAGUAGAAGCCCCAGCACAGAGAGCAACCUUUAUUCAUGUCAAACCUCUCGACCACCUACUCGAAGUGGGAGUAGAGCAAGUAAUUCUGGCCUUGGUGCUUCUCCUAUCAAUUUUAACUGUAAUACAUCACACCUGGGUUCUCCAGUUGAAGAUUUUGAUCAGGAUCUUACAGCAGCUACAAGCUUGCUUGGUAUCAAAUCUUUUGACAGAUCGAAUAGACAGUCUAUCAGGCAAAAUGAUUAUGAACUUGCAUUUGACAGUAGGCCCAAGAUUCCUCGAACUCCAGAUGUGUCUACUAGCCCACAAAAGAUCAAGACUCCAACAAUUGCCCCUCAGUUUUCUCAGUCCGGUCCUCAGCAGACAAGCCGUCCAGGUUCUGCAGGAUCCUCUAACAGAAGCAGACAGAGCAGCCAGUCAUACAGGAAAUGACAAUAGAUUUUUCCUCAGGAAUCACCUGCUGAAUCCUUCACCAACUUCCUGUAAUGAUCCUCCUCAUCACAUACGAUCCACAGUACUGGAAUGAUAAAAUCAAGUGAAAUAUACUGCAGUAUAGGAAUUAUAUUGUCCAUAUUCAGCAUGAACUUUUUAUGUUAUAUAACUAAGUGAAUUUUUUGACAAUGAUUUCAGAAAUGUAAAUAAGAGUAAUUUAUCCUUUUAUUCUUUAUUAUAUUUUCACAGGUAGUACUCCAAUUUUGGGAAGGUGUUAAAUUCUGUUUUUGACUUUUGUUUUGUAAUGUUUUUUGAGGGUUGUUUUUGCUUUACAUCAUAUUCCUAUGGUCAUGAAAUGAAUGAAAGAUUAUUGCUCUGAAAGUGCAGCACUGUAAUAUGUUGUGCAUUUGUCUGAAAUAGUCACUAUUUUUCAUUUAUAUAUUUAUGUAAACAGUGUUUGCAUUAUAUUUGACAUGUGAUAUGGAAACUGUAAUUUUGUCAAAAAAGAGAAAUAAAAUCUGGUCAUAGAAAGUUUUUAAAUUUUCAACCAGUUUAUUGACAAAAGCAUUUGUACACUUUCUCACAUGUUGCCAUUCCUACAUAUAUUCAAAUAAUGUUUAUUAAUUGCAGACAGAAGAAGCACCAAUAUGAAAAUUCUGAAAGUCACAUCAGCCAUCAUUGUGCUUUUUCUUAAAAUAACAUUUUCUUAAAAUUUCUUUUAAUAUGGAAUGUUAUUUUUCUAAAUGAAAAUUUGAGUGGAAGUAUCAAAGUUCAUUUCAAUUAGUACCCCAACAACUAUCAGAGAGGAGGAUUUGCUUCCAUUAAGGUGAACUUUACCAAGAUGAAAAGCUUCCAGACCUGGCUUUCUUAAAAUAUGUUUUAGUUUUUGGCUUGAAAACACAGGAGUUUUAUAAAAAGUACUCAUUUUCUGUUUGUGCUGAUCCUGCCCAUUGCCUUUAUUUACUGGUUGCUUCGGAUGCUGCCAGAACAAUAGCAAUCAUUGGCAGAGUAGGAUAUGCCAGAUUCCCCUAGUCCAUAUUUUGUUGCUUGCCUUGUGUGUGGAGAGUUCUGUUUUUUAAGCGUUCAUGUUUCAUUUGCUGUUGUCGAGGUGGAGGACACAGAGGGUGCUUUCUUCAGACCUGAAGUGUAAGGUAACAAUUGAAUGCCUGUCUCUGUACUAACUUGGUAGCUAGAGUAAAUAACUACUUUAAAUAGUAAUCACAGCCUUUUAAAAGCUGAAGGGGUUGCACUGUGUUAUCAUAGGGACACGGCAUGAAAAUGACCUGGAACAUUGUACAAUCUUCCAGGAUUCUACCUUCACAGGUUCACAUCUAAAUGUCAUCAAUGGGUAAACCGAUCAUGGUCAUGAUUGGCUGAUUCUGUCCACCUGUCUAAGACUGUGGUCAACAGAAAAACUUUACCCGCCUUAGCAUUAAACACCUCGGGUCAUUCUGUAUAUAAAUGGCCAGUUAAAAAUUACACUCCUCUGAGCCAACUGGUAGCUCAAUUAUGUGUUUCCUUUCUUGGCUAAGGCAGCUGAAUAGGUUGAUUUGUGCUAUGUGAGUUGUCUAGUGAGUAUUUCAAAUUAUUGCUUCGUGCCUCUACCCUCACUUUCCUUUGCCCUGUUCCCAACUUAACUGAGUGAAUUGGAAUAAAGAGUUUCAGAUCACCACUUCCUCUUUCGAUCGCAGAGUUUAUAUCUGUUCCAAAAUUAGAGGCAGUUCUGCCCAAAUUAAAUUUUUGUGACUUAAUACAUAACUCUUCAUUCUCAUCAUGAUAGUUCACAAAUGACAUUUGUAACAGCUGCUUUUCUGUCCUGCAAAUAUUAAUCCUUGCCUUUGUUCACUGGGUCAGCAAGAUUCUUAGUUUGAGUCUGAGACAAUAAAAGGAAACCACUUGCAUAUGAUCUAUUCUGAUAAAGAUGUUGUGUUUGAAAUGAAAGACAAAGACUUCCUGCAGCUGUACCUAAAUACUCUGUCACCGUGUGGCUUUCCUACUAAUGUAAUUGAUAGUUUAAAAAAUGAGAGAGCUUGCUGACUUGGUUUGUGGUCAUCCCUUUGUACAACUGAUCAUUUCUAACAGAGUAACUCCAAUAAUAUACAUCUCCAUUUUAUACAUAAGCUUAAUAGAUUCUACUGGUAACAACUCUUGGUUAACAUUUAUGUGAAAUUGAUAAAACAAUAAGAGUCAAUAUAGCUUCUGAAAUCUAUGUUUUUCUAUUUAAAAUGUAAUGGAUGUUAUUAAAAGUAAUGAUUUAUCGUGUUCAGAUGCAACUCCUGUGAUAAUGUAAGACAAUUGUGCAUGCUAAUUGAUUUAUAUUGCUUCACU